UUUCAGCAAGUUGGAAGCAGAAGCUGCAAGCCCUUGAAGAGAUGGCAAAGUCAGUGGAUUUCUCCGUUUUCAGCAUUCUGGUGACAGGAUCGGAUCGAGGGAUCGGUCUGGGUCUGGUGAAGAGGUUUCUGGAGCUGCCUUCUCCACCCGAAUGGGUCUUUGCUACAACCCUUGACCUGGAAGGAGAAGAAACCAAGACGUUACUAAUCUUGAAAGCAUCCAAGCGGCUCGGAAAGAAGUGGAACAGUAUACUGGAGAAGGCAUUCCUACCCCUGCUGAAGAAGGCAGCCCAGAGAAGCCCAUGUCAAGUGCUGAGCAGUAGCAAGGCGGCCAUCAUCAAUAUGUCCAGCAUUGGAGGCUCAAUUGAACGUAUAGGUUAUUGGGACCAAGCUAAAGUAAUUGGAUACCGCUGCUCUAAGGCUGCUCUAAACAUGCUCACCAAAUGCCAGUCCCUUGAAUAUUCAGCCGAUGGGAUUAUGAGUGUCGCCAUACAUCCUGGUUUAGUCAAAACUUCUCAAAAGAUAACUAUGGGAAUCAGUGUGGAAGAGAGCACGCAAGGCAUCGUGACUGUGAUGUCCAAGCUCUGUGAAGAGGACAACGGGACCUUUCUGGAUUGGUUGGGUCGCCCAAUUCCCUGGUGAUCCAUUGGUCUCACCCUUAAUAUUAUUGACUCAUAAUGGAACAAGAGCAACAGAGCUGCCAAUAAACCACUGAAUGUCAUGAAAAUCUUAGUUUUGUUUUCGGCUUCUUUCAGAAGAUUUUUUUUUUUUAAAAAUUGACCAAUAUUGAAGAGGUUAGGAAGACUGACUCCAAUCUUCAAUCUGUUAUGGGGUAUCGCCAUAACACUAGCACUUAGAUUUACACAGUAGAACCCAGUGGUGAAAUCCAAAUUUUCUUACUACUGGUUCUGCGGGCAUGGUGUGGCUUGGCGGGCAUGGCUUGGUGGGUGUGGCAGGGAAGGAUACUGCAAAAUCUCCAUUUCCACCCCACUCCAGGGGAAGGAUAAUGCAAAAUCUCCAUUCCCACCCCACUCUGGGGCCAGCCAGAGGUGGCAUUUGCCAGUUCUCCGAACUACUCAAAAUUUCCACUACCGGUUCUCCAGAACCCAUCAGAACUUGUUGGAUUUCACCUCUGGUAGAACCUCUGGUCACGACCAUAAUUUGUUCCAUAACUUUGGUCGUAACCCGAUUUGGUCAUGACCCGAACCUAACCAAAAUUUGGCGCUUACAAAAAAAAAUGGUGUGGAAGGGAAAAUCGGCCGUGGCCGUAUUUGAUCACUACCCGAGUACGUGUUUGUGACCAGAUUCAAAAAUCUUGUGAAUUUUUUGGUCGGAACCCGAUUUGGUCAUGGUCAGAAGUGUUCAUAAUCUGAGGUUCUACUGUAUACUGCUUCCUAGUGUUUUACAGCCCUCUCUAAACAGGUUACAAAUGUCAGCAUAUGGCCCCCAACAAACGGGGUCCUCAUUUUACCAGCCUCAGAAGGAUGGAAAGCUGAGACAACCUUGAGCAAGUCAGAAUCGAAUUCCUGACGGUGAGCAGUGA
Messenger RNA from Ahaetulla prasina, 1542 nucleotides. RefSeq names its product C-signal-like. The record is from RefSeq and is a predicted model, not a curated record. NCBI's taxonomy places the organism in Eukaryota, Metazoa, Chordata, Lepidosauria, Squamata, Colubridae. Bases 42 to 641 code for a protein of 199 amino acids. The transcript is spliced from 5 exons.